Cryphonectria parasitica EP155 is the source of this 2830-nucleotide messenger RNA. RefSeq lists its product as uncharacterized. The transcript is spliced from 3 exons. Gene Ontology annotation, biological process: anatomical structure morphogenesis; negative regulation of transcription by RNA polymerase II; cell differentiation. Bases 1 to 2547 code for a protein of 848 amino acids. Gene Ontology annotation, molecular function: DNA-binding transcription factor activity, RNA polymerase II-specific; RNA polymerase II cis-regulatory region sequence-specific DNA binding. The record is from RefSeq and is a predicted model, not a curated record. Lineage: Eukaryota; Fungi; Ascomycota; Sordariomycetes; Diaporthales; Cryphonectriaceae.
AUGUCUACAAGAUCCAGUGAUGCCCUUGCGAGGCGGCACUCAGUGCGUCAACAGCAGCCGCUACCGCCACAUCAACAGCAAUAUCCUAUUUUCUCCUCAAACCCACCAGCAGACCAGAGACCACCACCUCCUCCUGCACCAGAACCUGGUCAUCUUCUCUCGCCAGUCGAGAGCCGCCUGACCAGGAAUCGUGCCCGGUCUAUCAAUGUGGAUGAGGCCAACUCGUCUCAGAUUGGCGAGCCAGACCUGCAGUCCCCGGCGUCUGGCCACACUCCGCCUAAUUCAGCUUCACUAGCGUCUGCUACAGAUCUUAUAUGUAUUUGCCCAACACCGCCAAAAGUGCCCAGGCCUCGUAACGCAUUCAUCCUCUACCGCCAACACCAUCAAGCUGGCGUUGUCCAGAAACGCCCAGGCCUUGCAAAUCCAGAGAUAUCCAAGAUCAUUGGCGAGCUCUGGCGCGAGGAGGACGAGUCGAUCAAGGCCUACUGGAAGCGACUUGCUGGGGAGGAGAAGGCGCGCCACCAGCGUCAGUAUCCCCAGUACAAGUACCAGCCGCGCCGCAGCGGUAAGGGUGCACACAGUGCAAGGCCCACCUCGGCAACGGGAGAGGGUGGUGAUCCGGGACGGUGUGCCAAGUGCGGUGGGCGAUUCAUCGCGACGCCGAGAACGCCAUCGACGCCGUUUGGAAGUGUGCCUGGAUCGGCUCUUGGCUCAGGCCUACCAAGUAGUAGCGGUGGUGGUGGUGGUGCCAUGGAGGCAUUACCUCCGCCGCCUUUAUUGCAGCACCCUCAUCACCGUCUCUCUGUGGAUUCUCAACACGGCAGCGGUUAUGCCCGCCGACCGUCUUCGUACUACCCACAUGCUCCUGAGCCCGUGCGGCCCAUCGAUGAGGAUUAUGACAGCGGCGUCCCAGCAGGCAUGUCACGCCGACGUGGGCUGCAGCAGGAUGACUACGACUUGGUGACCUCACCGGAUAUGAAGCGGCGCCGCUUCGGCCACCUCGACCAUCCAGACGAGCACGGUCACGGCUCACCCAUGACCACAAUGUCGCAGCACCCGAGCCCUCUGUACCAUCCAGGAGCGCCCACCCAGCCGCCCCACUCCCAACAGCAGCAGUAUAAGCAGCAACAACACCCUGAAUCCCGGCGUAGCUCGGCUGUCAGUGUCGGAGGCGGAAGCUCGUAUCCUACCACUCAGCCAGACAGCGGAAGCUACCAGAUGACGGCGCCUCUGCCUCAUCCGCGACCAAUUGCAGGAUCUGGAGGUCCUCAACAUCAACAUCAUCAUCAUCAGCAGCAGCAGCAGCAGCAGCAGAUGGCACCACCUCCUCGCCCAGCUCGUCUCAACACUGCAAGCGGCAUGCCACACCAUCCACCGGGUCUCCCAGCUAGGGCUGGGCAGCCUGGCUUCGACGAGUCCCUGACGCUGGCACCGCUGCAGUUCCCGCCCAGCUCUCCAACCCAGAUGUCUGACACAAGCGGUGGGGCGCGCAGCAUGUCGGGUGGCGGGCUUCUUGGGAUGGCGUCUGGUCCUCAGCAGCAGGCCCUUGGAUCCAGAGGCGACAGCCAGGCACGGGGUAUCGAGGCGAUGGUCAUGAGCAUCCCGUACAUGAACAAGCUGGACGUGCUCAGAAAGAUUAGCCCACCCUUGGGCCCUCCAGGAGCGGGAAGCCCAAUUGUGGAGACCAGGGGCCCGGUCAUUGCGAUCGAGGGCGGACACGAGGCGCUCAUGAGGGAGGUGAGGCCUGUGAUCGAGCGGGCUCUGCGUAUCUCUGGAGAGUGCGAGGUGAAGGUCUGGACGGACUCCUCUGUGGACAGGGCUUUGACACCGCCUGAUGAUGGUGGCGGUUCUAGCUCUGCAAAGAAGGCAGGCCAUGUGGUGGAAGACGUCGAGAUGGCAGAGGCGCAAGACAAGGGCUCGCACGCCAGCAGUAGCCGCCACAGCAGCAUUGGCGGCGUCAGCGGCACCCUCACGCCGACGCCACGGUCCGCUGGUGCAGGAGGCGCCGCUCCCACCGCCAAUCUACUACCACCACACCCAGGCCCGACAGCCACGUUUGAUUAUCUCCAGACCAUCAUGAAAUGGCACACCAAGUCAGCCGAGAUGGUCAAGCACAUCACGACCAGGCCACUUGUGCCCGCUCCGGGUGGCAGCAUCUCGUCGUCGUUGUCAUCGUCGUCGUCAAACAAGCUUCUCCUGCCCGUGGCCCUGGUCGCGGACGGGUUCAGCCUCACACUCUCUGACAGGUUCGCCUCGACCGUGGCCAUCACAGAUCCGUACUCUCCAGUAGACCACUGGCAGUGGAUGGCGACGCUGUGGCGCGGCAUUGUGGGGGCGGACCUGGUGGUGUACGUGCGGGCAAUGACAGCGGAGGAGUUGGCCAGGAACAGCGGCACAGUGGAGUAUCGGGCGCCCGGGGUGAUGGUGGUGCGUGUUGCAGGCGAGAGGGUCGACGAGAAGACGGAGCGGCGGCUGGCGUUUGAGGUGAUGGAGUGGGUCAGGGCCGGCAGCUUUCGAGAGGGAUACUCUUUUGGUGGUGGAGGGUAGUUGACGCUCAGGCGAACGAAGGUGGUGUUGCUGAUUCAGAAGAGGAAGAAGAGAGAAGGAUUCGGAAAAGAGCAAAAGAGGUGGAAGCGACGAGGAAAUUGGAGGAGAAUGUUAUCUUGGGAGGAGAUGGAUUCAAACUUUUCACAUACUUCUUCUUCAACUAGCCCUUGCGCCAUCAAACGGGCAAUGUACCUAGGUCUGCUUCUUCUUCUUCUUCUUUUCUUCUACCUUUUUCUCUGAUUAUUACUUUUUUCUGUAGGUAAUGUUAAGGUGAUACAUAGCC